Thelazia callipaeda (thelaziosis nematode) is the source of this 2781-nucleotide messenger RNA. The record is from the annotation of a GenBank genome assembly. NCBI's taxonomy places the organism in Eukaryota, Metazoa, Nematoda, Chromadorea, Rhabditida, Thelaziidae.
CUGAUCCCUCCAGCUCGAAUAUUAGCUAGAGAUGGACCAAAUACAUUAUCUCCACCAAGAACCACACCAGAAUGGGUAAAAUUUUGUAAAAAUUUAUUUGGUGGAUUUGCGCUAUUACUUUGGGUUGGCGCGUUUCUUUGCUAUGUUGCCUACGCUGUGGAUUAUUUUAGUAUGGAACAUCCAAUCAAGGACAAUCUCUAUCUUGGGAUCGUAUUGAUGACUGUUGUUGUGAUUACUGGUUGUUUUCAAUAUUACCAAGAGAGUAAAAGUUCAAAGAUUAUGGAAUCUUUCAAGAAUCUUGUUCCAACUUUUGCUUUGGUAUACCGUGAUGGAGAAAAAGAGCAAGUGCGUACGGAAGAUCUGGUAGUUGGUGAUAUCGUGGAAGUAAAAGGGGGUGACCGUGUACCCGCUGAUCUUCGUGUAAUUUCUGCAUCUGGAUUUAAAGUGGAUAAUUCUUCACUAACGGGAGAAUCAGAACCACAAGCUCGUUCCUCUGAAUGCACCAACGAAAAUCCUCUGGAAACGAAAAAUAUUGCUUUUUUCUCAACUCACGCUGUAGAAGGAUCUUGUAAAGGCAUUGUGAUCUAUACUGGCGAUAGAACAGUCAUGGGUCGGAUCGCGCAUUUAGCAUCAGGUCUAGACACGGGCAAAACUCCGAUUGCUCGAGAAAUCGAGCAUUUCAUCCAUUUGAUAACCGGUGUUGCCGUUUUUCUUGGUGUUACCUUCUUCAUAAUUGCAUUUGUAUUGGGAUAUCAUUGGCUAACCGCUGUCGUCUUCCUCAUAGGCAUCAUUGUGGCUAAUGUUCCGGAAGGAUUAAUCGCGACAGUAACAGUAUGCUUGACGCUAACAGCAAAACGUAUGGCAUCAAAAAACUGUUUGGUGAAGAAUUUAGAAGCUGUGGAAACGCUUGGUUCCACGUCAACAAUCUGCUCAGACAAGACUGGAACUUUGACACAAAAUCGUAUGACUGUUGCACAUAUGUGGUAUGAUAUGGCAAUUGAAGAAUGUGAUACCACUGAAAAUCAGUCAGGUGUGCAACAAGUAAUUGCUAAAGGCAGCACAUUGUCGUCCCUUAGUCGGAUUUGUGCCUUAUGCAGUCGAGCAGAAUUUAGGCCUGGACAGGAAGAUGUUCCUAUUCUUCGUCGCGAAUGCACGGGUGAUGCAUCAGAAAUUUCGCUUCUGAAGUACAGCGAAUUAACAUUAGGAGAUGUUGCUGGUUAUCGUGCAAAAUUUCGAAAAAUCGCUGAGAUUCCAUUUAACUCCACUAAUAAAUAUCAGGUAUCUAUUCAUGAAACUGAUGAUUUGGAUGAAUCAUAUCUGUUGGUAAUGAAAGGUGCGCCGGAACGAAUCUUAGAUCGCUGUUCAACAAUGAUGAUUAAGGGAGAAAUAGUCCCUUUGGAUGAUACUCGUCGAAAAUUAUUUGAAGAAGCAUAUUUGCAGCUAGGUGGCAUGGGUGAACGUGUGCUUGGAUUCUGUGAUUAUCGUCUAGACAGUAAAGAUUAUCCUAAAGGUUACAAAUUUGAUGUAGAUGAAGUCAAUUUUCCUGUAGAAGGUUUAUGUUUUAUCGGUUUAGUAUCUAUGAUUGACCCUCCACGAGCUGCUGUACCAGACGCUGUCGCUAAGUGUCGAUCAGCUGGCAUCAAAGUUGUGAUGGUUACGGGUGAUCAUCCAAUCACAGCUAAAGCUAUUGCGAAGUCAGUCGGAAUUAUUUCAGAAGGAUCAAAAACAGUUGAAGAUUUAGCAAUUGAACGUAACUGCACUGUAGAGGAAAUAAAUCCUAAUGAGGCGGACGCAGCUGUAAUUCACGGCACUGAUUUACGUGAAAUGUCAGAGGAACAGCUGGCUGAUGUUAUUGCUCAUCAUCGCGAAAUAGUCUUCGCACGUACAUCACCACAGCAAAAGUUAAUGAUUGUCGAAGGAUUCCAACGUCAGGGACAAAUUGUCGCAGUUACUGGUGAUGGUGUCAAUGAUUCUCCAGCAUUGAAACGUGCUGAUAUUGGAGUGGCAAUGGGAAUUGCUGGUUCUGAUGUCUCCAAGCAAGCAGCUGAUAUGAUUUUAUUGGACGAUAACUUUGCGUCAAUUGUGGUUGGUGUUGAAGAAGGCCGAUUGAUUUUUGAUAAUCUCAAAAAGUCUAUCGCAUAUACGUUGACAUCAAAUAUUCCGGAAAUAUCUCCUUUUCUCACUUAUAUUUUGCUCGGCAUUCCGCUACCUCUUGGUACCGUAACAAUAUUAUGUAUUGACCUUGGAACAGACAUGGUACCAGCCAUAUCACUUGCGUAUGAAGAAGCAGAAUCAGACAUUAUGAAGCGUCAACCACGUGAUCCUGUCCAUGACAAACUUGUUAAUGAACGGCUGAUUUCGCUGGCUUAUGGACAAAUUGGAAUGAUUCAAGCAUCAGCAGGUUUCUUUACCUACUUCUGGAUUAUGGCUGAUAAUGGAUUUUGGCCCAGUCGUUUGUACCAGUUACGAGCUCAGUGGGAUUCGCGUGCUUUUAAUUCUUUAGAAGAUUCUUAUGGACAAGAAUGGACAUAUGCAAACCGUAAGAUUCUGGAGUACACGUGUCAGACAGCGUACUUUGUAUCUAUAGUGGUUGUUCAGUGGGCUGAUUUAAUUAUUUCAAAAACACGGCGUAAUUCUUUGGUACAACAAGGAAUGAGUAAUUGGACAUUGAACUUUGGGCUAGUUUUCGAGACUGCUCUAGCUGCUUUUAUGUGCUAUUGCCCAGGAUUAGACAAAGGUCUUCGUAUGUAUGGAUUAAGGUUAGUUUUUUUCUUGGAAUAA